This is a messenger RNA of Plasmodium vinckei vinckei, 2724 nucleotides long. RefSeq names its product PIR protein CIR protein. The coding region runs from base 1 to 2724 and encodes 907 amino acids. Lineage: Eukaryota; Apicomplexa; Aconoidasida; Haemosporida; Plasmodiidae. The transcript is spliced from 3 exons. The record is from RefSeq and is a predicted model, not a curated record.
AUGGAUGAUCAAGUAUGUGACUUACUUAGCGAAGUUGAUGAAAAUUUUAACAAUAGAGGUGUCAAUGUGGUCAAAUUUAAUAAUUUUACGAAAUGCCAUUCUUAUUGUCCUUAUCAAAAUGGUUCAAAAGAAAAUAAAUGCACAAAUAACUAUGAAAGAAUUAACGCUUUGGGAGAAUAUUUAUUUACCAAAAUUAGUGAAAUUGAUAUAGCUUAUGAAAAGAAAUAUGGUACCAGCCAGAAUAUUGAGAUUUUUAUGAUAUGGCUAGGCGGUAAAUUAUUUAAGAUGGAUAACGACUAUAAAGAAACUCUGGAAGAGUCUUAUAAAAAGCAUUUAGAGAAACAUAUGGGGAAUUUAGAUUAUUGGAAAGCUAUAAAUAGUAAAAGUAUAUAUAAGGAUGCUACUAUUAGAAAAAUGGAUGAAGCGUAUAUCUUACUUAACAAUAUAUGUAAACUAAUUACUGAAUACAAUAAAAAUCCCCAAAAUCCUGAUAGAAGACGUCUUGGAAAACUGUUCACUCAAUGUCUUAACUCCUAUAGAAGCUUUUAUAGGUCUGCUAGCGGAUGUAAACCAUAUCUACGUUUAUUGGAUAGUUUAAAAAUGAUGUAUGAAAUUUUUAGAUCGCAAAAAAUUGUUAAUAAUAAUCUUCAGGGUAAAGAUAAAGAUUUAUUAAUUAAUCGUGUUAAUCAUCUUACAAUGUUUAGAGAUGAAAAUCAAUUAUUUCUGUCUGUUAAUGAAAAAGUUAGUUUUGGCGAUAAAGAGUGUAUAGGAGUGAAAUCGAAGGAUGAACAAAUUGGAGAAAAAAUUUUACAGAAUAAGGCAAAAGAUACUGUAUUACCUAAAAAACCUGACAAAGGACCACAAGGAAAACAAACACUUCGAGCACCUGCAGAACUACCACCAACACCACGACCACAGCCAAAGCCACAACCACAACCAAAAGCAAAACCAGUAGCUGUAAAACCAGCAUCACCGCCACAAUCAUCAACUUCAACACCUUCACAAACGGAUAAUGAAUUAAAAACACCUAAAGCAGGGAAACCCCAUCAAAAUGGGGCAGGAGGUACAGUUAAUGGAGGAGGUAGUGUACAAGGUAAUCAAGGAAGUAAAAGUGGUGCAGCUGGUGGAAAAGGAGGUUCAAGUGGUGGAGCAGGUGGGGGAAAAAGAGAUGUAGGUAGUGUACAAGAUGAUCAAGGAAAAUCAUCUGGUGGGACAGGUAGUGGGCCAGGUGAUCAUGCAGAUAAAGGUAUUCAAGGAGGUUCAGGUAAUCAAGUAAAUACAGAUAGUCAAACAAAACAUUCCGAGAAUCUACCACAAGGAAAUCUAGUACCUGCGCACCCACCAACUGCGCCAUAUGAAGCAGGUACACCACAAUCAGCAGGUACAAUACCACCAACGAGUGCAUCAACAUCAUCAUCACAAUCAGUGCAAUCACCACCAGUACUAUCAACGCCACAACCUCCAACACCGCAACCUCCAACACCACCAGUAUCACAACCAAUACCACCACCACAGCCAGCACCAUCACCAGUACCACAAGAGCAAGAUUCACCGCCUCCACAAAAGGGGACUCCAUUACCAAAAUCCCAAACAGGAGAGUCAAGUAAUCCAAAUGACCCAAAGGAUUCAGACAAUAGUAAAGGAAAUAAAAAUGGUGCAAGUGACAAUACAGGAGGCUCAAGUAGUGAAAGCAAAGGUCCUGGUGGUGGAUCAAGUGAUCCCGCACCAAAUACAUCAGGAGGAUCUUUUAAUUUUGGGUUAUCAUUUCUGGAAUUUCUAUCAAAUGGAUUGGACAAAUUUAAUAAAGCCUCCGAUUUUAUUAAAAACAAUCAGGAAAAGUUUAAAGACGCUAAGGAUCAAAUCAGUAAUGUAUAUAAAAAGACUAUGGGUAAUUUAAAAAGUGCUUAUAAUACAUCUAGUAGUUAUUUUAGUGAUAUUAUUAGUAAUAUGUCUAGCCAAUUUAAUAAAUUUGGAACCCCUCCUAAACCUGGAAACUCAGGGAAUAGCAUGUCACAAAAUAAUGGAAGUCCAUCAUUACCUCCAAUAAAAGAUCCCCCAUCAAAUCAACCAUCAGUAACUCCACCAUCAACACCAUCACAAACUCCAACAUUAAAUCACUCACCAACAACUCCACAACAGCCCCAACAAUUAAAUCCAAAACAACACAAACAAUCAUCUUCCCAAUCACAACAUAUCACACAUAACCCCAUACAACUUGAUCCAGCUAAUCACAAAGCAAAUACUCAACUGGUAAAAUUACCAAUUUUUAAUCUUAAUUUGAAAAAGCCGUGGAAUAUAUUUCCAACUACAUGGAAUGGAUCAGGGGAUUGUAAACCUGAAAUAAAAUUUAUGAGUGCCACAUUAGUGUGUUGUACAUCUGAACAGUGUAAUUUAACUGGAAUUUCAGUUACACUUGUUUUAAUACCCAUUAUUUUAUUAAUUGUAUAUAAGUAUUUAUCAUUUGGAUCAUCAAAAAAAUCAGAAAAAAAAAACAUGAAGAAAGUUAUAAAUUUGCAUGAUGGAAAUAGAAAGACAAAAAUAAUUAUAAGUUCAUAUGAUAAUAAAAAAGACCUAAAACCGGUUAUAAAUUCAGUUGGUGGAAAAAAGGAUUCAUUAUUAAAUAUAUACAAACUUAUGCAGGCUGACCCUAUGCCAUUUAUUAAUUUAUUUUUUUUGUUGAUUUUUUUUGUAUAUAAAAGAAAACGAGACGCCAUAGAAUGGUAA